This is a messenger RNA of Epinephelus moara (kelp grouper), 3468 nucleotides long. RefSeq names its product leucine-rich repeat serine/threonine-protein kinase 2-like. The record is from RefSeq and is a predicted model, not a curated record. Gene Ontology annotation, biological process: protein phosphorylation. Gene Ontology annotation, molecular function: ATP binding; protein binding; protein kinase activity. The transcript has 18 exons. NCBI's taxonomy places the organism in Eukaryota, Metazoa, Chordata, Actinopteri, Perciformes, Serranidae. The coding region runs from base 71 to 2617 and encodes 848 amino acids.
GUCCAAACACAGGCCAGUGAUCGAGCUGCCGCACUGUGAGAACUCAGAGGUGAUUGUGCGUCUGUACGAGAUGCCAUACUUCCCCAUGGAUUACUGGUCUCGCCAGAUCAGCCGCCUGCUGGAGGUUUCUUCUUACUUACUUUGUGGAAGAGAAAAACCUGUGCGGCCCAACCGUAUCUACUGGAGGAGAGGCGUGUACCUGAGCUGGUCUCCCGAGGCCUACUGUCUGGUGGAGGCUGCCCCGGAGGAGGAGAACCCCUCCAGCUUUGUCAGGGUGACCGUGCCCUCCUCACGCAAAGGCCGGGUGCUGCUGGGUCAGGUGGUGGAUCACAUCGACUCCCUGCUGGAGGAAUGGUUUCCUGGCCUCCUCAACACCGACAUGCACGGCAGUGGAGAGGCUCUGCUGAAGAAGUGGGCUCAGUACAGCUUUGAGGACGGCCAGGAGUGGAGCAAGAUUCUGCUUGAGGACCUCUUUCCAUAUUUUGAAAAGGAUUUUUUGCUGCCGAGCAAGGAGGACCCUAGCUGCACGCUGCCCAUCUCUCAGAUCGCUCCUGACCUGCUGCUGAGUGACCAGCCUGCAGGAACCAUACUGGACAGUGAAGAGCUGCAUGUCGACAUGUCGAAAGAGAACAGACUGGGGGACGGAGGGUUUGGGACCGUCUAUCGAAGUGUCUACAAAAAUGAAGAAGUAGCCGUGAAAAUAUUCAACAAGCACGCGUCAGAGCUUUACAUCAACAGACUCCUCAGACAGGAGUUGGCGGUGUUGGGUCGCCUCCGUCACCCCAGCUUGGUGGGUCUGCUGGCAGCCGGCUCGUAUCCUCAGGUGCUGGUGAUGGAGCUGGCUCUGCGGGGCUCACUGGACUCACUGUUUGAACACGAGAACGGCGGCCUGAACCGAAAACUCCAGCACAGAAUCUCUCUGCAGGUGGCAGACGGACUCAGGUACCUUCACUCCGCCAUGAUCAUCUAUCGGGAUCUGAAGCCUCAUAAUGUCCUCCUAUUCAACCUCAAGACCGACUCUGAGAUCAUCGCCAAGAUCACCGACUACGGCAUCGCUCAGUACUGCUGCAGCAUGGGAGUGAGGAGCUCUGAGGGCACGCCAGGUUUCAGAGCCCCUGAGGUCGCCCGAGGUAACGUGAUCUACAACCAGCAGGCUGACGUGUUCUCGUUCGGCCUGCUGCUCUACGACCUGCUGACUUGUGGUGAGCGCAUCUCUGACGGCAUGAAGUUCCCCAGUGAGUUUGAUGAGGUCGCAGUGCAGGGAAAACUGCCAGAUCCAGUAAAACAUUACGGUGUGUCACCCUGGCCGGGCUUCCAGGCUCUGAUGAAGGACUGUUUGAGGGAGAGCCCUCAGAGUCGACCCACGUCUGCUCAGGUGUUUGAUCGGCUGAACUCAGGAGAGAUGCUGUGCCUGAUGAGGGAGCUGGUGGUUCCUCGGGUAUUCAACGCUGAGUGCUUCACAGUGAGCUCCGGCUGCAGGGACGGAGCCUCGAGCAGCCACACGGCCUGGCUGGGUGGAGGCAGCAGCACCCACAGACAGGGCUCCAUCACAGCCGUGGACCUGGACACUAGCAGGGUCACCACACAGAAAGUCGACACCAGUCCCGUCUUGUGUCUCGUGACCGUCCAGAUCCCGACAGAGGCCUGUGAUUGGUUGGUGGCAGGCACCCAGUCUGGCUCCUUAGUGGUCAUCAGCACUCAGGACCCGUCGACUUGGCACCACCUGCAGAGUGUCACAGACGCCGUCACCUCGCUGUACUUCCAUGUCCACCCUCGCCGCACCCAAAGAAAGAAUUACCUGCUGGUUGGAACAGCUGAUGGAGUUCUCACUGUUUAUGAGGACUCUGUGCUCAAGCAGGAGAACGGGCAGCCGGUUAAAACUCUCACCGUGGGAAACGUCAGCACGCCCGUCAUGUGUCUGGGUCAGUCGAUGCAUUCUCUGGACAGCAGGUCUGUGUGGGCCGGCUGCGGGACCAAGAUCCUCUCCUUCACUGCCGAAUACGACGUCUGCAAGAACAUCGACACGAGACCAAACCUCAUCUUCCAGCAGCAGCGGUCGUUGUCAGGUGAGGCGUGUGUGUCUCGGAUGGUUGUGGAUAAAUAUAUUUACCUGAGUAAGGCUGGGACGACUGUGGAGGUUUGGGAUAAGAGGAGCGAGAGGAUGGUGGACUGCAUCGACUGUGCUCAGAUCAUCAGACAUGACUCUGGCUGCAGAGGCAGGCAUGGCAGCGAGGCGGAGCUGCCCACUGAAGCGGCUCCUUCCUGGGCCAGAGUGAAGGCCCUGCUGGUGCAGAGCGCUGCAACUCUCUGGAUCGGCACCAGAGGGGGCCACCUGCUGCUGCUGGAGAUCUCCAAACACCAGACACUGCAGGUCAUCGGCCCCUGCUGCCGCUCCAUCCGCUGCAUGGCCUCUGCGCUCAUAGAAACACUAAACUGGAAGAAUGUGGUGCUGGUUUUGGGCAGAAGGAUCCCACAGGACACACAUCAUGUUGAGGAGGAGUCCGUGUUGAUGGUGUGGAACAGCACGCUGCCGAUGGAGGUCAAAGACCUGAACAAGCACUGCCAGAAAAGAGAGCAGAUCGCAGCCAAAAUGAGAGAGCAGCUCCAUCUUGACUGAGCCCACACAUCUAGUGUUGGUGGAAAAGGGAUCAACUCUCCGGUGGAUCGAUGUGUCAGCAGAACACGUUAAAGGAGAUGUUUACCUCAUUUUCUGACAGCCAUACUUUAAUCCAAGUGCACUGAUGAAGAACUGACGAUGAGGAGGGGACGCGAUGCAAUGAAUCAAUCAAAGGAAAAUAAAAAAAUCAGGAUGCACAUGAACUAAGAGGACAAUCUCUGUAAUUUGUGAGGAGACAUUUUUCUAAAAGGGACACAGAUGGUGUGAUUUGUGCUCCGCAUGAACUGACAUGUUUGUUUACCUGUAUUAUGAUUUUAUUAAAAAAGAAACUGAAACUGCAGAGAAAGCCAAAGGAACAAAACAUUUUUUAAAGUGUAUACUUGGUUAUUUAUUCUCAUGUCUGUGUUUAUGUGUGUAUGCGUGUGUGUUUACCUGUGAGCCCAUUCACUCCACGUCAGUAAACCGAACACAGGACGUCUCAGACAUCUGCCGGCUUUGUACAAGGUUUUAUGUCAUGUUUCCUGAAGUGGUUUGUGAUGGUGUCAAACUGUCAGUAAAUGCUGGUUUAUGAACUGUGAUGGCGGCUUGCUGCUGAUGUUGUUGUCAGAGGAUCAUUUUACCAAAGAACACGGGGGACAGGAAGAAGUGUUAUUUUGUUUUUUUUUAUAAUUUUGAAUACUUGAAUUAGAGUUUUAGUUAUUCGAUUUUUUAAUACAAUUUGCUGUUUUGUUUCUGCUUCUCCUUUUUUCCCACAGAUUUCUUUACAUGAAGCAUUUUGUAUUUAUGUUGGAUAUUGCAUGUUUGAUAUUGUGGUAUUUGUGUUUCUUACAUUAAAGCUCCAGUGUGCAGGA